Molecule: messenger RNA, 996 nt
Organism: Fraxinus pennsylvanica
Lineage: Eukaryota; Viridiplantae; Streptophyta; Magnoliopsida; Lamiales; Oleaceae
Source: the annotation of a GenBank genome assembly
AUGGGUGGUGAUCUCUCUGAUUCUUCACCACUAAUGAAUCCUACGAUUAACGAACCCUUGGAGAUCGACCUCGAAGCGGGGCCUGGGGAGCAAAUCCAAUGCCGAAUUUGCCUUGAAACUGACGGGUUUGCAUUUGCUCAUUGCACAACUUGCAAGGCUCCUUAUCAUUUGAGAGUCCAUGUUGUUGCUGAUAGGAAAUGGCGAACUUUGAAGUUUCGAUUUUUUGUGACUCGAGAUAUUUUAUUUAUCUUUCUUGCUGUUCAGUUGGUUAUUGCGUUGUUGACAUAUGUGGUGUAUUUCAUUGAUUGCUACCAGAAAUUUUGGCUUCGACAGGCCUGGGGUUUCGAUAGCGGACUAAGUUUCUACUACAUAUGUGGAGCACUGUUGUUUUUCGCAUUACUGGGCUUAUCUGGGUGCUUCAUCACGUGUUAUGACAGAAGAGUGCGCAAUGACUUGGCCCAGCCAUGUCGAGAAUUGUGUCUUUGUUGCUGUCACCCUGGAAUGUGUGCUGAUUGCCAUCUGCCUGGCACUCUUUGUAUGUGGACCGACUGUACCACAUGCUUUGAAGGUUGUGCUAGUGCAGCUGGUGAAUGUGGUUGCCUGGGAGGUGCUGGCGAAGCUGGGUUGCCGCUAUUAUUUAUAAUGGCUUUAAUUGUGUUGGGACUAUUUACUGUAAUCGGUAUAUUCUACAGUGUGCUUGUGGCAACCAUGGUUGGACAGAGGAUUUGGCAGCGACACUACCACAUACUAGCAAAACGAAUGCUUACAAAAGAAUAUGUUGUGGAGGAUGUUGACAAUGAGAUGACUGGAUCUGAUUGGUCUCCUCCACCCCUUCCCCCCGAGCAUGUUCAGCAGCUGAAAACACUUGUUUCAGUUGUUGCAUCUGGUGUUGGGAACAGAGCUCUUUUCACGUCUGGUGGAGUCAGCUCUUCAAUGUUUGUGGAGAUCUCAAUCUGUGUUGUAUAUUUCUUGCCUUUUGCGGUUGUUUUGGCUUGA